UAAGCUCCGACCACGGAGGAUGCUCAGGUGACGCACAACUACAACAGUAGCCUAGUGCCGGACCAUGUACAGCGGCUGUCCGUACCUGCUCAUUAAUUAACACGCAGCCAGCUACAUGUAUACUUCUUACAUAGAUAGAGGAAUGAUUCUUGGUACUUUCUAGGGUGCGUUCUGUUUGUCACCUUGUUUAUACCUUGACACAGGUUGUGCCAAAGUUGAUGAGAAUCACCUUCACCAUGUCUUCAAGCAGUCUGAAGACCAAGGGGGCUGUAUUCUUACUGUGUCUAGCAUCCUUCACACUCGGUCGUUUUCUGGUUGUAUUCGAACCAGACCAAUGGUUUGUAUAUCAGAGAUGGGGAGGCGUGGCCCCAGUCAGCCGUUUUGAUGUUGCCAAAAUAAAAAGCCGCUACGAGAAAGAAAGCGACAUUGGUUCCGCUGGAUCCGACCGGGAUAACCCCAGUGAAAAGAUUUCUGCAGCUGAUUCAGAAAUAGAAGAGACAGGUGGCAAGUCUGUUUGGACGAUUUACGAGGCAAAGCACGUAAAUCACGGUGAGAAGAUACCUGGUCUUGAUUCAGAAACAGACGAGAAGAAUGACCGAGCCGAGGAGGCCAUCAUCAACGAGAACGUGGAGGACGAAACAGCGAUUGUCAAGGAUGAAAAAGGGAUCGGGAGCGUCAAGGAUGAAACGGCCAUCGCCAAGGAUAAAACGGCAAUCGUCAAGGAUGAUAUAGCAAUCGUCAAGGACGAGAAAGUGAUCGUCAAGAAAAUGAUCGUCAAGGAAAGCCCACCAGUUAGGCUUUACAUCCCUAAAACUAAACCAGUUGCUCUGCCUAACCCUCUUCGUACUGGCGGACGUUACUCCAUCACCUCAUCCCAACUGUUGGGAAAUGCACUCAGGUUUAUGUCCCCAGAUGUUAAGGCAUCCUUCGCGAACAUUACGGGACUGAAAUAUGACAAGCAGAAGGCUACAGUUAUUUGGCCAAACUUAAAUGAUCAAAAGAAAUGGGCCGUGCUCAGAGCCGGCAUGCGCCAACUGGGCUAUGAACAACGCUUACCUACAGUCAUUUGCCUUGGAGUAAAAAAAGGCGGCACAACAGCGUUUUUGUACUACCUUGUGCAACAUCCACAGAUUGCUCGCGCAUUACUGGAAGAAAUACAUUACUUCAGUAUUGACUACGAAAGCGGCAUAGACUACUACCGAUCUAGAAUGGGGUUUAGCUCACGAAACAUGCUUCAGUUUGAGAAAUCACCGUCAUAUUUCGUCUUCCAGAAUGUACCGCAGAGGAUGUUGAAGGAUCUACCGCCCAAUGUCAAGUUCGUGGUAUGCGUGCGGGAUCCCGUGGAGAGAACCAUAUCGGACUUCAGACACGAAUAUGAGUUGAAGCUCAAUCGCAACCCCUCCAUGGCCAGAGGCGAAACGCCUGCCACACAAGCCAAACACUUCGUAGAAAUGAUUUUCAGUCGUUAUGGCGAGGUAGAUAUGUCCAAAGGAUUGACAAGAGAAAGUGUCUACUCCAUGCAUUUCAAGAGGUGGUUGCAGAGCUUUCCGAGAGAUCGAUUCUUUAUAUUGAGUCAUGAGCGCGUGGAUAAAGACCUGUACGGUGAACUCAAGAACUUGGAGAAGUUUCUGGGUCUGGAGUCAUUUUACAAGAGGAGCAUGUUCUACUACGAUAAGAAGAGACAGGCGCCUUGUAUGCGGUCCGGUUGCCCACACCCAAGUACCCCUGGGUUUCUACCUAAAGCAGACCUCGGUCCCAACGUCAUCCAACAACUCAGGGAUUUCUUCCGGCCCUAUAACCAGGAGUUUGCACAACUUACGCAGAUGAACUUUUCCUGGACAAAUCUCUGAACAGAGCGUCCACGAUUGAAAGGAAAAUUGUUCAAUUUUGUUCUAUCUUGUUCAUUUUGUUUGGUUUUGAAGUUCCAUUAAUUAUAAUUAUUGCGCGUUACUGAAUAUUAUAUUCAUAAAGAGAGGUUUACAGAAAAGAUAAUGGCUGACCGAAGAAGUUUCCUGUCGGGGAAACAGUGAAACAUUUGCCAGUAAUGAGAAAGUAAAAUCCUUGAAUACCCUUUUGGGAUAUGAGGGCGGGCAACCCUCGUUAUGAGACCUAUAUCCAGCGAGACAAGUUGUUUUGUAAUCACAAUGUGGCACUUUAUAAUGCAGAGUUCAACUGAAAGAGCAACUUCAUUUCGUAUUUAUUUCCUCGAUGUUGAUUUGUAUCUUAAAAGUUUCUUGAACAUAGAUGUCUAACGUUGUCUAAUUUAGACAUGGAAACAAUGUAUUAUAUUAAAUUUAAAAUGAAGAAACACCAACGAUUUCUAUUUUUCUAUUUUCCGUUAUUUUACAAGAGAUAUAAAGACAUAUCAUUUUGAGAAUAUCGAGAA
Molecule: messenger RNA, 2386 nt
Organism: Patiria miniata (bat star)
Lineage: Eukaryota; Metazoa; Echinodermata; Asteroidea; Valvatida; Asterinidae
Exons: 2
Coding region: 219-1850 (543 amino acids)
Molecular function (GO): [heparan sulfate]-glucosamine 3-sulfotransferase activity
Source: RefSeq, a predicted model, not a curated record